Messenger RNA from Cuscuta campestris, 10630 nucleotides. NCBI's taxonomy places the organism in Eukaryota, Viridiplantae, Streptophyta, Magnoliopsida, Solanales, Convolvulaceae. The record is from the annotation of a GenBank genome assembly.
UGUUUUACUAUUACUAUUUAAAACCGAUCAGUCAAAACUUACAAAGGACGUUCCUUAAAAUCCACGCACGCCCAAUUCGAUCUUCCACCACAUCCCUUACUCGUCGUAGACCGCCGUCUGUCCCACCGGAAAACAUUUCUCCGCCGUUAUCCGCCAUUCAUUUGCGCACCAGUUUUCUCUGAUCUCAACUGCAGAAGCAGUGCUAUCCAUCGGACGAUGUACUAUUUGUUUAUAGGAAGUCGACGAAAGAAGCGGAUGUAAAAUGGAGAUCCUUUUUGAUGGCGAUCCCCCUCCUAUACUGCAACUACAUAAAUGGCCCCCUUCUAAGCACGAACUUGAACUUUCAGAGUUUCGUGAAGGUUUUUUAUCUCCAACAAGGGAAAAGUUGCUAUUACUCUCAUAUCAUCGCGAAGCGCUACUGCUUCCUCUGGUCAGAGAGAAUCAUAUUGAAGAUAAUUCAACUUCUCUGGCAUCAUGGAUGCCAACAUUUGUCGCCCCUUGUCUAGCAGAGCAGGAGGAUGAUAUUCUUGGCACUUCUAAGUCAAUUGAAAUGGAUGGUAUUAAUACUCCGGGAAAUCAUUAUAGAAUGUCGAACAAUUUCCCUUUCAUCUAUGAUGUAAACUCCCUCACUUGGGGUAUAUGUGAAGACCCUUAUGGACAGUAUGAGGACAAACCUUUUACAGAACACCUUUUUGUGUCUGGCAAUCACGGGGUCAUAGUUCAUGCUUUUAGUCAAUCAUAUACCUACAGAGUAGUAACGGGAUCCACACAAGAUGGUAAUGCUAAUACUGGACAAGGAUCAUGGGUGGAGUGGGGGCCAGGAUAUCCAGCAACUGUAUCUCAGGAUUUCGAUGCACAACAAGAGUGCAACAGGCACUGUGAGGAUUCCCUCAAUGCUUUAGACAUAAGCAGGAAUGGUGCAACAGCGGCAAGACCAUUUAGCAUGUGUACAAAAGCUGCAAAUGGUUCAUCGUCUGAUAGUAUUUCUAACAAAAAAUGGCUGCGCACAUUGUUAACUAAAGUUGAAACAUUUGUGUCCGAUGGAGUAGUAUAUACUAGAUUCCCAGAUAGUUCAUUAUUUGAUUCCUCUGCUAUGGUGGUCUCUUUUUGCCUUUUUGACAAUGAUUCACUGCUUUUGGAUUUUCUAUCUCAUGGCUAUUCAGUAUCAAGGGAAAAAAACAAUAACAAUUUGUCAACUUUUGAUCCUCAGAACAGUACACUUGCAGAUUCCCUGCCCUCCAAUAUAGGUUCUCACAGUUGUUUGCAUGUAUUCUCUAAUGGUUCACAAUGCUUGAUUGGGUUUGCCUUAAUGGUAUCUGAUUUUUUGCCUGCGACAAAUGAAAGUGAAAACAAUAGAAUAUUAGUUGUUGUGGCAAAGCUCCUCAGUUGGGGAUUAGAGUGGGUUUUUACAGUGACACUAGACAAAAAUGUUGAAAUGACUGCAGCUGGCCAGUGGACUGACUUUCAGUUCUCCCUUUCUUUUCUAAUUUGUCUUAAUGCCAAUGGAUUGAUUCAUUUUUAUGAUGUGAAAAAUGGUUUAUAUAUUUCAUGCCUAGAUCUUUCACGCACUAGUUGGCCUUGCACUUCUAUAGUAUCCAAGGAGAAAGAAGAUUCAUAUGUGAAGAUUAUUGGAGAUUUUUCCGGAGAGAAGGAUUAUUGUCGUCAGUCAUAUAUUCGCCAGAGGAGGUUUGAAAGGCUUUUUGUCAUUGGGAAUGCCCUGACUUUAGGUGUGAUCGAUAAACAUGGUUUUAGUUAUGUAAUACAAGCUUCUGAUCAUAUCCCAAGGAAGUAUCACUCACUUGAGAAAUUACUCCCAUAUUAUGAAGAUCUUAGAUUUGCACCACUAGCGGCAUGGGGAGUAGGUGGUGCUGACAUUGGCUACACAAGAGUGUCUUCCAAUAUGUCAAGUGCUUUUAAGGACUCACCAUUUGGAAUAGCUCGGCCAUCUGAAAGUGAUUUUAAGGAUCCAAUUGUGGAAAAUCGGUUCAAGUUUCUUGGUUGUAAGUUACCAUCUAGCCAUAUGAGAAAUUUUUUUGUUCCUAUGUAUAAAUUUCAAGAAGAUGAUGUCAUUUGUAUGUCACCAUUUGGAAUAACUCGGCUUAUUAAACUGCGGAACUCUCAAGAUAAAAACAAAUGCCGUCUUGUUCAUUCGUAUUUGCAUGUAAAUUUAUCUUUGAAUGAUGACAAAAGUUACAAUGUCCAAGGCUGGGAAGCUAUUGUAAAUGAAACAAUUGCUUGCACUUCUCAAGGUUGUCUGUACUUGGUAACAAAAAAUGGCAUCUUUGUAGUCCUCCCUUCACUUUCAAUUUCUUCAAAGCUCUAUCCUAUAGAAGCUAUUGGAUAUCGUCAAUCAGGUUGUCUUUAUGGUUUUGAGAUGGAUUCCUAUGCGUUUGAAAACAUUGAACGAGUUAAAAUACCUUUGUCAUCAUGGAAAUUAGAGAUUUUGGAUAAAGUUCUUUUAUAUGAAGGCCACAAACAGGCAGAUCAGCUUUGCUUGGAGAAUGGAUGGGAUUUAAGUGUUUGCCGGAUUCGGUGCUUACAACUUGCUUUGGAUUACCUCCAAUUUGAGGAGAUUGAGAUUUCUCUAGAGAUGCUUGCGGAUGCCAAUUUAGCCGAAGAGGGCAUUUUGAGAUUGCUCUUUGCUUCUGUUUAUCUGAUGUCCCAUGAGGUUGGCAGUGAGAGAGAUGUUUCUGCUGCAUCAAGGCUGCUUGCUUUGGCCACUAGUUUUGCAACAAAGAUAAUACACAUGUGUGGUUUGUCACUUCACAAAGGAGAUAAUUCAAAGUCAUGGACUAGUCACAAUGGCCAGUCCCCUCUUCACGUGUUGGAGCUAAUAGAUAUGAGGGCUGAAAAAAUGGGGAGUUCUAUAAAUAUUCAGAAGAUGGCACGUUACCUGGAGAUAACUCGGAGGUUGCAGCGGCAGCUAAAUUCUAAGUUCAAGAGGCCAGGCCAAGGAUUGGUGGAUCGUGGUGGCCUCUUUAACAAUACAGAGUUUUCAUUGGAAGACUCGAAGAUUCUUGAUCUUUCUAGAGAUGUCUUACCAUUUGAUUCUUCUUACCAAAGAGAAACAGUAGUGCAUGUAGCAGAAUUGGAGUCAACUAGUGAUGAAACUCUUGCUUUAAUGCCUGCGGAUAGCAUAGACGCCAAGGCCAAAUUUGCUCUGGAGAAUCCAAAAGACAUGAUUGCUCGAUGGGAAUCGGACAAUUUGGAUCUCAAAACAAUUGUAAAAGAUGCUAUACUUUCUGGCCGUCUUCCUUUGGCAGUUCUUAAGUUGCAUCUUCAUCGUUUACAAGACAUACCGAAUCUGGAAACUCAGGACACAUUCAGCGAAGUUCGUGAAGUUGGAAGAGCAAUAGCUUAUGACUUAUUCCUGAAGGGUGAGACUGGAAUUGCAGUGGCAACGCUGCAAAAGCUUGGUGAAGAUAUUGAAAUCAGCCUUAAGGAGUUGGCUUUUGGCACUGUUAGGAGAUCUCUUCGGGCACAAAUAGUUGACUUUAUGAAAAAAUAUGGAUAUCUUGGAGCACGUGAGUGGAAGACAUUAGAGAUGAUAGCCCUUAUUGAGAGGGUGUAUCCAUGCAGCAGUUUCACAGGCACUUUUUGUAACCGGCUUCAAGAGCUAAAUGGGGAAUUCAAUGGUAAUGCGCCAGGUGAAAUAAGUUUGCAAAUACUCCAUCCAUUGGCUAGGGAUCUUGUUAUCAAAUGCGGAGAGCUUGAUGGAGUUGUGAUGGGUCCGUGGACAAAAAUCGCUCAACACGCAACUCAUUCUGAAACUGAUGAUGUUAGUAUUCACAGAAGUUAUUGGACAGCUGCUGCGGCAUGGUCUGACGCGUGGGAUCAGCAUAUUGUUGAUUGUAUAGUACUUGAUCAACCAUUCGUUAUGGGGAUUGAUGUAUUGUGGGAAUCUCAACUUGAGUACUACAUGCGCCACAAUGACUGGUUGCAAGUUUCAAGACUUUUGGAGGUUAUUCCAUCUUAUGCAUUGUCCCAUGGAAGUCUGAACGUCAGUUUAGAGAGUUUACAUUCUGCACCAAUUAUUGAAUAUCCUCAAGAGCCAGAGACCCCUGGUGCUGGGAACUAUGAGUAUUUCCUUGAAGAACUCGAUGCCAUGUCUCUGAAUGUACCAAAUGUGAAAAUAUUAAGGUUCCCUGCCUACAUCAAUUCCUCAAUGUGGUUAGGUGGACUUAUGGAACAACAACUUGCCAAGGAGUUAAUAUUUAUUAAGGACUUUUGGGGUUCUCUGGAGGAAAUGGUAACUCUGUUAGCUCGGUCUGGUUUUGUUGGUGACACACACAAUUCUUUUGUGCUAGAGGAGGGGUUGUUUGAGAAAUAUUCUGACCCAUUCUUGUCUAUGAAUGACUCUAGAAGUCAGACACAUACCAUCCAAGCCUUUCAUAAACUCAUGGUCUACUAUUGCGCUCAACACAACUUACUGAACUUAUUGGACCUUUAUCUUGAUCACCACAAGUUGGGCAUGGAUGACGAGGCCCUUUCCUUAUUAGAACAUGCAGUAGGAGAUAAUCAACAUGCAAGGUGGUUAUUGUUACAAAGGGUUAAAGGGAAAGAGUUUGAAGCAUCAUUCUCUAAUGCCCGUGCAGUUGCCUCCAAUAGUAUAGUUCCUAGUAACAGUCUCAGUGUCAUGGAAGUACGCGACAUUAUAAAAACAGUUGAUGACAUUGCGGAAGGAGGAUGUGAAAUGGCUGCUUUAGCAACAUUGAUGUAUUCUCCGGUACCAAUUCAAGAUUGUCUUAUCAGUGGGAGUGUUAGCAGAAACCAUAAAUCUGCUCAGGUCACAUUAGAAAAUCUGAGGCCUGUCCUCCAGUGCUUCCCUACAUUGUGGCGUGCACUUGUCGCAGCAUGCUUUGGGCAAGACCCAACUUGCAAUGUUCAGGUCCCUAGGCUCAAAUCCUUUGCAUGUUCUGAGUUAUUAGACUAUUUGGCUUGGCGUGAGGAUGUCUUCUUCUCUUCAGGGCGUGAUACCUCACUUUUACAGAUGCUUCCAUUCUGGUUCCCUAAGUCUGUUCGCAGAUUGGUUCAGCUUUAUAUCCAGGGCCCACUAGGUUGGCAAUCAUUUGCAAAUCUGCCCAUGUAUGACAAUUUUCUACCCAGGGAUGUCGAUCAUGCUGCUAUUAGUCCCAUGCACUGGGAAAUUGCCAUUCAGAAACACAUUGAGGAGGAACUGUAUGAUACUUCGUUGAAGGAAUCUGAACAUGGAAUCGAACACCAUUUGCAUCGAGGACGGGCAUUAGCAGCUUUCAGUCAUCUCCUUUCCGUGAGAGCGCAGAAGUUAAAAUCUGAAAGUUCACAGAGAGUGCGGCCUGGUACUUCUGCACAUGGCCAUAGUCAUGCUAUCAUCCAGUCAGAUAUGCAGACACUCCUUGGGCCCGUAACUGAGACAGAACAGCUUCGUCUCUCAUCUGUCAUUCCCCUUGCUAUUCUGCAUUUUGAGGAUUUUGUGUUGGUGGCUUCUUGUGCAUUUCUAUUAGAGUUAUGCGGUCUCCCUGCCCGCACCAUCAAAAUUGAUGUUGCAGCAUUGAGAAGGAUAUCUUCCUUUCAAAAAUCUGGAGAUUAUGCUGAUCAUUGUAGACAAUGUUCUACCAGGAGUCCAUCUCAAGCCACUAUUGAAGGUGACAUAAGUGAAUCGCUUGCCCGGGCACUGGCAGAUUAUUAUCGUCACCAUGAUUGUCUUGAGUUUGGUAGUAAAAAAGAUAACCAGCCUACCAUCACCAGUAAGCACCAAUCUCAAGCUACCAUGCUGGUUCUGCACCACUUGGAAAAUGCAAGUCUUCCUCAAGUUACAGAAAGAGCAACAUGCGGAUCCUGGUUGUUGACUGGUAAUGGUGAUGGUGUUGAAUUGAGAUCUCAGCAAAAAACUGCAAGCCAGCAUUGGAAUUUAGUGAUAGAUUUUUGUCAUGCACAUCAUGUCCCUUUGAGCAGUAAAUACCUUGCAGUAUUGGCAAGGGACAAUGACUGGGUUGGAUUUCUUUCAGAAGCUCAGAUUGGAGGUUACCCUUCUGAGACUGUAAUUGAUGUUGCAUCUAAAGAGUUCAGUAAUCCAAGACUAAAAACACACAUAUUGACAGUUCUAAGAAGUAUGCAGGCGAGAAAAAAAGCAAGCUCCUCAUCAGGCUUUCAUACUGCUGAAAAGGAGGGACAAACUUCUUUAUCAAAAGAAAACCACUAUGCACCUACGGAAUUAUUUGAAAUUAUAGCCGAUUGUGAGAAUAAGAAUAACCCUGGACAGGUUCUUCUCCAAAAAGCUCAGAAUUUGUGUUGGUCACUGUUGGCCAUAAUUGCAUCUUGUUUUCCAGAUGUCUCUCCUUUGUCGUGCCUUACGGUUUGGCUGGAAAUUACUGCAGCAAGGGAGACUUCAGCUAUCAAGGUUAGUAACAUUGCUUCUCAGAUUGCAAAUAAUGUUGGUGCAGCAGUGGAAGCAACUAAUUCUCUUCCAGCAAGUGCUAGAGUUCCAACUGUGCAUUAUAACCGAAGGAAUUCAAAGCGUAGGCGGUUGUGGGAUCCCAUGUUUAUGAAUUCUUCAAUUUUUACAGAACCUAAAGUAUCUUCAGCCUAUAGCAAUGUAAGGGUUAAUGGUAUUAAUGCUGAAGAUGAAAUGGAGAAGCAACUAGUUCAUGAUGAAAAAACUUCUAUUGAUUUCACUGAAGUAUGUGCUUCUUUAUCAAGGAUGGUUGCAGUUCUAUGUGAAAAGAAUUUGUUCCUCCCUCUUCUUAGGGCUUUUGAAAUGUUUCUUCCUUCAUGUUCUCUCCUACCCUUUAUCCGUGCUCUCCAGGCUUUCUCACAAAUGCGCCUGUCUGAAGCUUCAGCACACCUGGGAUCCUUUUCCGCCAGAAUUAAGGAAGAACCUCAAACACAUACACAAAUGUGGAACGGACAAGCUGGGAGUUUUUGGAUAUGUUCUACAGCUGUCAAAGCUGCUGAUGCAAUGCUCUUAAAAUGUGCAUCACCUUAUGAAAAGAGAUGUUUACUGCAGCUCCUUUCUGCUACUGAAUUUGGUGAUGGGGGUUCUACUGCAGCAUCAUAUCGACGACUUCUUUGGAAAAUAAAUUUGACAGAACCCUCAUUACAAAAAGAUGAAUGCCUUCACCUAUCAAAUGAGUUCGUGGAUGAUUCUUCACUACUAGUUGCAUUGGAAAAGCAUGGUUAUUGGGAGCAUGCACGGAGUUGGGCAAGACAGUUAGAUGCUGGUAUCGGAUCUUGGAAAUCUGCAGUCCAUCAUGUUACUGAAAUGCAGGCUGAGUCUAUGGUUGCUGAGUGGAAAGAGUUUCUUUGGGACGUCCCAGAAGAAAGAGUUGCGUUAUGGGGCCACUGCCAAACACUAUUUCUUAGGAACUCUUUUCCACCCUUGCAGGCGGGACUAUUUUUUCUUAAGCAUGCCGAGGAAGCAGAGAAGGAUCUGCCGGCCAGAGAGCUUCAUGAACUAUUAAUGCUUUCUCUGCAAUGGUUGAGUGGGAUGAUAACUCAAUCUAAUCUAGUUUAUCCAUUGAACCUCUUGAGAGAGAUUGAAACAAGAGCAUGGCUACUCGCUGUCGAAUCAGAAAGUCAAGUGAAGAGUGAAGGAGAUAUCACCUCAAAAAGAUGCAACCAGGAUAUUACCACUAGCAAGAGCUAUAAUAUUGUUGAGCACACUGCAAGUAUUAUAACUAAAAUGGAUAAUCACAUUAACAAUUUGAGGGGUAAAUUUGUCGAGAGGACUGACACAAGAGAAAAUAACCUGACACAUUCACGGACCUCUCAAGUUCUUGAUUCUGCUUCUUUUGGUGCUACUACAGCAAGUGCUAAAGCAAAACGUAGAUCCAAAGGCUUUGUUCCAUCGAGAAAGCCUUGUGUUGAUGUCAUAGAGAAAGGCAAUGAAUUUGAAGGCUUCUUCCAGUUCAGUCUAAAAAAUGAUUCACAGAUAGUAGAUGAGAACGUUAAAGUGGAAUCUUUCUCCAGGUGGCAAGAAAGAGUGGAACCUGUUGAGCUGGAAAGGGCCAUACUUUCAUUACUGGAAUUUGGGCAAGCAGCUGCUGCUAGGCAGCUUCAACAGAAAUUGUCUCCUGGAAACAUCCCAUCUGAAUUCAUGAUUGUGGAUGCUACUCUUAAGCUUGCUGCUUUAUCUACUCCAAACCAAAAGGUUUUACUAUCAGCAUUGGAUGAUGGAGUGUGCUUCAUCAUGCAUUCAUACAAUCUUAUUUCUGAUCAGCACAUGAUUGACCCCCUGCAGGUAUUGGAGAGUUUAGCAUAUGUCCCUGCAGAGGGCAGGGGACGAGGACUCUGCAAGCGGGUCAUAGCCAUUGUCAUGUCAGCAAAUGUUUUGGGCCUUACGUUUCAUGAGGUAUUUGAAAAGCAACCAGUUGAAAUUUUACAGUUGCUCGCUCUCAAAGCGCAAGAUUCAUUUGAAGAAGCGAAUAUCUUGGUGCAAACUCAUCCUAUGCCAGCAGCUAGCAUUGCUCAAGUUCUUGCUGAGUCUUUUCUGAAGGGAUUGCUAGCAGCACAUCGUGGGGGGUAUAUGGAUUCACAAAAGGAUGAAGGACCUGCCCCUUUGUUAUGGAGAUUUUCUGAUUUCUUAAAGUGGGCUGAGCUUUGCCCUUCCGAACCAGAAAUAGGCCAUGCUUUAAUGCGUUUGGUAAUCACCGGGCAAGAAAUACCACAUGCCUGUGAGGUGGAGCUUCUCAUUCUGUCCCACCAUUUCUACAAGUCAUCUGCAUGUCUUGAUGGAGUUGAUGUUCUCGUAGCUCUUGCAGCAACGAGGGUAGAAGCUUAUGUUUCUGAAGGGGAUUUUCCAUGUUUGGCUCGGUUGAUAACUGGGGUAGGGAAUUUCCAUUCACUCAAUUUCAUUCUCGGAAUUCUAAUUGAAAAUGGUCAACUAGAUCUUCUACUCCAAAAAUUUUCAAAUGCCGUGGAUGCAAGUGCUGGUACUGUAGAAGCUGUCAGGGGAUUUAGAAUGGCAGUUCUCACAUCACUCAAGCAAUUUAAUCCCAAUGAUCUCGAUGCAUUUGCAAUGGUAUAUAAUCACUUUGACAUGAAGCAUGAAACUGCAUCGCUUUUGGUGUCUCGGGCAGAGAAUUCACGUCAACAGUGGUUCCUGCGCUAUGACAAGGAUCAGACUGAUGAUCUCCUAGCAUCCAUGCGUUACUUCAUUGAAGCUGCUGAGGUUUACUCUUCCAUUGAUGCUGGCAAUAAGACAUAUGGGGCCGUUGCUCAGGCAUCACUAUUGUCCCUUCAGAUCCGAAUGCCAGAUUUGCAAUGGCUCUGUCUCUCUGAAACCAAUGCACGCCGAGCUCUGGUGGAACAAUCCCGUUUCCAGGAAGCCCUAAUUGUUGCUGAAGCCUAUGGUCUUAACCAGCCAGGGGAGUGGGCCCUUGUGCUUUGGAAUCAAAUGCUUAGACCAGAGCUCAUCGAACAGUUUGUUGCUGAGUUUGUGGCUGUCCUCCCUCUCCAAUCCUCAAUGCUCCUUGAACUUGCCAGGUUCUAUAGAGCCGAGGUGGCUGCCCGAGGGGAUCAGUCCCAGUUCUCUGUGUGGUUGACCGGGGGUGGACUCCCAGCUGAAUGGGCAAAGUACCUUGGGAAAUCUUUUAGGUGUUUGUUGAGAAGGACUGGGGAUCUGAAACUGCGGCUUCAGUUGGCUACCGUUGCCACCGGGUUUCCUGAUGUCGUCGAAAUCUGCAACCGUGCAUUGGAUAAGGUCCCUGAAAACGCGGGACCUCUUGUCCUUAGGAAAGGUCACGGUGGUGGAUACCUCCCACUCAUGUGAAAAAUCAAUCAUAGACUUCUUCUAUACAGUAUUGUUACCGACACGUCCUGUUCUAUUAGCGGCACAAGAUAUUGCAGAUGUAGAAUAUCUUUGGCUUUUUCUACUUUGGUGUCCCCCCCCCCCUCCGGAUACAUAAUAAUAGCCAAGUAGAAACAGUUGGAGAAGAAAUAUACCAGUAGUUAGGACUUAGGACACACACGUUGAAGCUUGUUGAAAAUAUUGAAGCUUUUUGGCUUUGCCAUUUUUGUCACUUUUUUUGUUUCUAAAAUUCUUUCCAAUCAAGAGGCCAGGUUGAGUAGAAGAGCUAUGACACAUUGGCACUUCACUAUAUCAGUGAGAGAUGUAUUAUAUAUACAUAUGAUGCUAUCGUUGUAUAACACCUCAUACAAACUGGACCACAAGAAGAGCAGAACAUUUGGCAAAGAGCUCUCAAGUAAACACUGGCCUUAAUUAGAGAUGCACAUAAGAUUAGAGGCCAAAAGCCCUUAGGAAAAAUAUCACAGGGUUAAAUAAGACUUCACAGAUGCACAUAUGAGGCCCAAAACCUUUAGGAAUACAUCAUAAGGUUAAGUAAAUUGUUUCUCAGAUGCAGGUUAGAGGACCGACACCCUCAGAGAACAUCAUACAGGUAAGCAAUAUUUGUUGGAUCCUCUGGAAAUAGAUCCAGGGAUCCCCUGUCUUGGCAUUGAACAUGAAAUGUCAGGAUAUUCACAACUGCAGAACUAAAUUUGAUGAAAUCCUCGACAGCUGCCCCUUCGAAUUGGGGAACCAAUGGGUUCUGUCAUGUCCUGUUCCUUUUUGUCCGUGAAAAAAUGGAAGGGAGAGACUUGAGAAAAGAAUAUGGAUGGAUAUACAGAACAAGAUUAAAAAAGGGUGAAAUUG